This is a messenger RNA of Antechinus flavipes (yellow-footed antechinus), 1062 nucleotides long. RefSeq names its product PIGB opposite strand 1 (gene PIGBOS1). The transcript has 2 exons. The record is from RefSeq and is a predicted model, not a curated record. NCBI's taxonomy places the organism in Eukaryota, Metazoa, Chordata, Mammalia, Dasyuromorphia, Dasyuridae. Bases 176 to 340 code for a protein of 54 amino acids.
UUUCCUGGUUCAGGUAUCGUCUCCCUCCUGAGAAGACGUACGUGCUUGGGCCUAAGAGCGGUUGUUAACUCGAGAUCCUGGCUUCGGACUCUGGGAAGAUUUGAAGAUACUUUCGUGGAUAUACAUAUAUAACUUUUGAAAGCAUCCAUUGUGUGCUGCUGCAUUUGUUGAUAAGAUGUUUGGUAGACUGAGUUUUCCUCAAAUGAUUUUUGCAAGUAUCCUUGGAGUUGCUGGAGGAAUAUAUAUUUAUCAACCAAUCUUUGAACAGUAUUCUCGAGAUCAAAAGAUAUUAAAGGAAAAAUCACAAAUUGUUCAAGAAUUAAAAGAGAAGAAAAAUUAAUGACGGAUUUCAACUGUACUAGGUUCUUAAAAUCCAAGUCAUUGACAAGUGGUUCUUAAUAUUGUGUUUGAAUUUUUCAUAUACUUAUUUCUUAUUUGUCAUAUUGUCAUGACCAUUCUCAAGUCUACUAAUUUCCUUUUACUAAAAUCAGUAUCUUGACAUUGUAGUUCUAUUUGAUACCAAUUUCCCUAGACUUGUAGUAUGGCUACUUGCUUAUGAUUACAGGGUUGGGGAAGUUUAUACAAGUAUUAGUGGUAUGUACAGUAGCACAGGAAUUCUCGGUGUGAAUGCUAUGGACUUCCAAAAGUUCUACAAAUAUCAGGCAGUGUGGGAUAGGGGAGGAUGCUCUUUAAGAAAAAGAUUACAUCUUAAUUUCUAUUUAUUUUAUUUCUUUUUUAAUCUUAUACAUUUUAUGAAUUCAAAAACAUUUUUUGAAAAAGUUGAGAAUCUCUGUUUUAGGAAGAGGUGAGCAACUGCCUGACAUGGAAGCCUUUCCAUUUAGUUUGAAAAAAUUUAAAUGCUUACUAACUGACUAGAAGCUUCUCAUUUUUAUAGUCUCCUUCCCAACUUUUACCUUUUAUUUUAAGUUUUUGAUAAGGUGGAGGAAUACUGAAAGUUGGACCAGCCCCUAGAAUUAGACAUCUGGUGGGUUCAGAGCCAAGCUGUGUACAUCGGAAUGGUGAUACACAUCAUUCUAUAGCAGAAUAAAAAUAUGUAACUUG